AUGAAGCUCUAUUCAAUAGCUGUCCUGUUAAAAACACCACAGGAAAAAGGAAAGAUUCUUACUUCUAAAAAUGAGCUCUCGUCUUUUGGAUAUUUCCAACGAUCCACUGUUGCGGAAUUUAUGUCUUUUACAAGUAAAAUUCUUGUAGAAAGAACUGCAACCGCUUCUCGGGCAUCAGUCAAAGAACAGGAAUAUAUCUGCCAUGUGUAUGUACGAAGUGAUAAUCUGGCUGGAGUAGUUAUAGCUGACCAUGAGUACCCACAGAGAGUGGCACAUACUCUGAUUAACAAGAUACUAGAUGAAUUCCCUGAUAAAUGCCCAAAGGCUCAAUGGUCAUCAGUGAAAGAAAACGAAGCUCCAUUCCCAGAGCUGGAAGGUUAUCUUCAAAAAUACCAGAACCCACGGGAGGCAGAUGCAAUGACCAAGAUUCAGUCAGAGCUGGAUGAAACUAAGAUAAUUCUGCAUAACACGAUAGAAGCAGUUCUACAGAGAGGAGAGAAGCUAGAUGAUUUAGUAGAGAAGUCAGAAGGUCUGAGCAUGCAGUCAAAGACGUUUUAUAAAACUGCUAAAAAGACCAACCAGUGCUGUGCAAUACUUUGA
Molecule: messenger RNA, 600 nt
Organism: Candidula unifasciata
Lineage: Eukaryota; Metazoa; Mollusca; Gastropoda; Stylommatophora; Geomitridae
Source: the annotation of a GenBank genome assembly